CCUGCCGUGGAUUAUUUGUGUUGUGUUUUUGGAGUAUAACGAUGGCCCCUUUUAAAGCAAAAGGGAUUCCCACUGGGAAAAGUCCAAGAGUGUGUCCUGGAACAGAGUGAGAAGAGGAGGAGGGAAGAAAGCAGCAGUUUUCCCCCCUCAUCUUUGCCUUUGCAGGCGUUUCUUCUGUGGGAGAAUGGGGGCAGGAGCUCUGACCAUCUGUCACAACAAGACAGCGGUGCAGGUUAAAGAAGACAUGAAGAAGAUGGUCCAGAUACCAAUACUGCGACCCAUGACAUUGACAGCCAAGUACACCAAGUUGUUUGGAGUGUCCCUGUUGGAGCUGCAGGAGAAGGGUCUGAUGGAGGAUGGCGUGCCUCUGGUGUUGAGGAGGAUGGUUGAGCAUCUCCUUAAGCAUGCCUUGCAUCAAGAGGGUCUCUUCAGAGUGAAUGGGAAUGUGCGUGCUGUGGAAACCCUGAAACAGCGACUGGAGAGUGGAGAGGAUGUGGACCUUCUCUCUGAAUCUGAUUCAUGUACGGUGGCCAGCUUGCUCAAACGGUACCUGAGGGACCUGCCAAUGGGUCUUGUAGACUCCACAGUCCAACAGGCGCUGAUACAGCACCACCAAGAGUGCGGCGAUGAUGUGUCAGAUAUGAGAGCCCUGCUCCAGCAGCUCCCAGACGUCCACCACAGCCUCCUUCGCUACCUGUGCCACUUCCUCACCCUGGUGGAGUGCAACCACCAAGAGAACCGUAUGACGGCCCUCAACCUCGCCACGGUGUUCGGACCCAGUGUCUUCCACGUGGCCCCUGGAUACGAAGCAAUGAAGGACCAAAAUAUCUGUAACAAGAUAAUGUUCAAGUUCAUCCAGAACUACGGCAAUAUAUUCCAGAUCGCCAGAAACGGAGAAGGCUGCACAGAAGAACUGCCAACCCUAAUUAUUGUCAAGGAGGUGCACAUGACAGAUGCGGACACAAAGAAGUCACCCAGUCCCCUCAACGCAAACCCACCGACACCAAUUCCCAGAACGAAGAGAGAACAAAAAGAAACACCACAACAUGCAGAACUUCUGAACAAAUCCUCCACUAACUUUCCUCAGGCGAGGCCGAGGAAAAAGAAGGUGAGGAAAGGGGCGAGCGACCGCAUGACUGUAGUCAUCCCUGACCCAAGCCACUCUGCUGGGUCACCCCAUGCAAGGUCCCUCUCCAUACCAAUAAUUAUACCACUGACCUCAGAGCUUAGAAGCCACAAUCCAGAGCCAAUGGAGACAGCUCGCCAAGAAACCCCAGACACUGCCUCGCCACUCAGCCACCCCUCUGGCAACAUGGAGGCCAUCAGCAGCACCCAAGAAGAAGAUAGGCCAAUAUCUCCUUUCUACUUGAGCAACCACCUCUCUCCCGUGCACUUCCGACCAGAUGUGGGAAAUUUUCUGGACAGGACGAUUCGUUCAGCGGUGGAGCAGCACCUCUUCGAUGGAAACCCUUUAGGGGAUCAAAGUUCAGAGGACUGCGAGUGGUUACUACGUCCACCGUCUCCGAGGGCGAGGACGCCUUCCGCCCGACAGAGACGUCGACACCAGAGAGCUCAACAGGAGGAGGGGCACAAAGAAAGAAACAGAGCUGCGUCCGUCCGAGCAGACACCAACAAGGAGAACACCCCCUUGAGCAGUGGGGGCAGUGGGGGCAGCUCGGGCAGCGUGGGGGAGGACACAGGCGGCAGCGUGGACUCACAGGGAGGCCAGAGUGGUCACGCUGAGCGAACACCCAAACCCAGGAAGUGGAAACACAGCCCGACACUGGUGCAGCUCACAGACAACCAGGACGCCCACACUUUCAAGGACUGUGCUGGUGAGAGACCCAGAGCGAACCACAUGGAGACAUUUAAAAACGAGAAUGACAUUUCAAGAAAAGAUGGCAUUUCUUCUCCUCAAGAGACGUUCAGGAUGAAGAUCCAGGAGUCGCCCGUCACUUGUGACACGGGGAGGGUCGGCGGAGGAGAAGUGCGAGGCUCGGACUCGGACCGCGAGGACGUGCCCCGGCUGGACCUGACAGCGCUUACUGAGGAAAACAACUGGGGAGAGCCGACCCCAGCGUACCCGCAGAUGCAGAGGGAGAGCAUGGACCGCGAGGAAGCCCGACUGUCUCCGCACGCCGGAGGCCGUCUGAUCCGCCAGCUCGUGGAGGAGGACAGCGACCCGAUGCUGUCGCCUCGCUUCUAUGCCUACGGGCAGUGCCAGCAGUACCUAGACGACACUGAAGUGCCGCCCUCACCACCAAAUGCACACUCGUUUGUCAGUCGCAGACGGAGUUCCUCUCUCGGCUCCUGCGACGAUGAGAAAGAGGAGUUGACGUCCGCUCAGCUCACAAAGAGGAUCCAUGUGCUGAGGAAGAAGAUCCACAGGUUUGAGGAGAGGUUUGAAGAGGAGCGUAAAUACAGGCCCUCCCACAGUGAUAAAGCUGGAAACCCAGAGGUCAUGAGGUGGGUUAAUGAACUGUCGAAGCUUCGUAAAGAGCUAAAAGAAAACAAGCUGAUGAUGUCUGAGGAAGACCUGCCGCCUCUGACCCGCCAGCGCAGCAACACGCUGCCCAAAAGCUUCGGCUCGCAGCUGGAGAAGAAACCCCAGCAGGAGAAAGUGCCGAAGCCUCCGGUGGAAAGCAGCCUGGAGACGAUUCUAAAGAAGCUGCAGGAGAAGAGAGAGGAAGUGAACCGUCCAGAGGACAUCAAGGAUAUGACACGGGAGCAGAUCGGAGCGGAGAAAGUCGCCCUGCAGAAAGCUCUUCUCUACUACGAGAGCAUACACGGUCGACCAGUCACCAAGAGCGAGAGGCAAAUCAUGAAGCCGCUGUACGACAGAUAUCGCCUGGUGAAGCAGAUCCUGUGCAGAGCCUCGAGCAUCCCUGUCAUCGAGGAGGAGGACGGCUCAGAGGACGACGGAGACUCAAAGACACAGUUCACUGUGACGGUCCGACCAGAUGUCAGCGUGCUCGGCUUCCUGGACCACACGGAGGAGGAAGGGGACGGUUUCAUUUCACCCGUGGACGAACUAUCACCCUCGAAGAACACGACGGACAUGAGGCUGUCCAACCUGCACUCCGCCACCACGGAGGAACUCGUGGAGCAACUUCAAGAGACCCGAGAGGAGAAGAAGAGACUCCGCAAGAACCUGAAAGAGUUUGAGGACCAGUUCUUUCGACAAAACGGAAGAAAUGUGCAGAAGGAGGACCGCUGUCCUUUGGCAGUCGAGUACAACGAAUACAAGCAUGUCAAAGCCAAACUGCGGCUGCUGGAAGUCCUCAUCAGCAAAAGAGACUCGACAAAGUUAAUCUGAGACAAAAACAAAAGACUCUAAAAGGACUUCAGAGAAACGGUCAAACACAUCUCACACAGUUGGAGAAAAUAUCUGAAUUUCCUUCCCGCUGCCAUCUGUGCCGCUCGCGUUUUGUGGCUCAGGGGAAACUGUCCGUUAAUCCGUUCAGUCGAGCUCAGCUGGGUUUCCCCUCCGGAGCGUGCAGUGUCGCCGACUCACAGCUGAUUUCAAAGCGUCACCUGCUUCACCGGAGAAGUUCCCUUCCGAGGACGUUUCUCGAGACGUGCACACAUAUUGAGAAUCACACUUUGAUUGCUAAUAAUUUAUUGCUAUCCUUUUGAAUGUUUUUAUCAGAACAGAAAAGUUAUUUUUCUGACGCUUUGCUGUAGAAGUCUUAAAGAAAAACCUUGUAAGUAAAAUAAUAGAUAUGAAAUUAUUGCUAUUUUGGAAGAAGGAUUUUUGCGAUCAAGAUGUAUGUGUAUUUUUGUAAGGGAGACUUUACUAUUUGUAUAACUUUAAUCAGCUUAACAGUAUUCAGUAAAUGAAUAGCUUUCUAUAUUUCCCUUCUGACUGUUGUAUAAUAUCUGAAAUAAUCUUUUGUUUCUUCUCUAGAGUAUUUGCUCACUAAAAGAAAUGUUUAAAAAAAAUAUAUAUAUAAUACAACCCAAAUACAGUGAGUACAAACAAAUAGUUCAUAUUCAAUAAAACACCUACUUGUACUAACUUACAAAUUAUUUUUGUGAUCACUGGUACUUAAGCAUUUGACUGUAUAUAUUAUGCAUUGACAUGCCCCCCACCCCACCAUUUACUUCCUGUCAAAUAAGCUAUUUCUCAUCUUGAAAUCACUGUUUUUGCUCACAUUGAUAGAGAUGGAUGAACAAGGCAACUCUGGAGGACAGCUAAAAGCUCUGGUUUUUACAGCGGUGUGUGUUUCCUUCUCAUCCUCUUCAGAACCGGUUUGGUUCUUUUGUAAAUAUGGAAUACUUGUGUAUGUUUACAUUUCUGUGAGCGAGUACAUUUUUCCUUUCUUUCUCCAAAAUGGAUGAUUUAUCAGUGGGAAUUUCGUUUUUACUGAAUGUAAACACUGGCAAGGCUUAAUGAAUUUUGAGUGUGUACAUUUUAGUACAUAAAUUGUAUUGUAUUUUGUAUAUAAUAUGAAUGAAAUCAUAUUUUUAAAGAGUU
Molecule: messenger RNA, 4477 nt
Organism: Cyclopterus lumpus (lumpfish)
Lineage: Eukaryota; Metazoa; Chordata; Actinopteri; Perciformes; Cyclopteridae
Gene: fam13a
Product: family with sequence similarity 13 member A
Exons: 24
Coding region: 185-3316 (1043 amino acids)
Biological process (GO): signal transduction
Source: RefSeq, a predicted model, not a curated record